AUGUUACUAAAUUCGGCGGUUGGCCCGGCCCCGCCGCCGGCGCGCGCCGCAGAUAGCGGAGUAGGUUCCCCUCGGUCACCCCCGCCCCUUCUCCAUUCAGCGCAGCGCCCCGGCGGGGAAGGUCGGGCCUGGUUAUUUUUAGCCGGGCCUCGGGCGCGAGCGCGCCGCGUGAGGGGGCGCCCUGACUCCGCGGAGUGCGGAGGGGGCGGGGGUGGAGUCGCCAUCUUGGACUCGGCUCGACCCCGUCUGGUGACCGGCGACGCUGGGCCAGGCUCGGCGCAGGGGGUCGGGAAGCACAAAGAAGUUAAGUACUUGACCAAGUCACACCAAGGUAUGAGCCCAGGUAGUCUUGCUUCAGAGCCUACAUUCUUAUCCGUGCCCAUUGCCAGCCUCAUGCUCAUUCAUUUAGUGCUCCUGUGGACCGAUGGAAACCACCGAGCUUUUCUUCCACACGUUCUGUCAUGAAACUGGGGUGGAGGUGCCACACGUCCUUUCUUCCCAGGAUUGCUACCCCACUUCUCAGUGUGCUGUUACAGUGCUACUCCAGGAAGCCUUUUGCCUUCAUAAAUCUACAGUGAGAAGUCAAAUCACGGUCUUCAUGAUGUGUUCUACGUAAUAAAAGGCCCAGGGAGGCAGUAGAGUGUGUGUUGGAGUCGAAUCAACUUGGCUGGAAUCAGCAGCUUUGUGAGGCUGG
Molecule: messenger RNA, 694 nt
Organism: Bubalus bubalis (water buffalo)
Lineage: Eukaryota; Metazoa; Chordata; Mammalia; Artiodactyla; Bovidae
Product: homeobox protein Hox-D9-like
Exons: 5
Coding region: 1-465 (154 amino acids)
Source: RefSeq, a predicted model, not a curated record